Messenger RNA from Tarenaya hassleriana, 750 nucleotides. Its product is annotated as HVA22-like protein e. The record is from RefSeq and is a predicted model, not a curated record. NCBI's taxonomy places the organism in Eukaryota, Viridiplantae, Streptophyta, Magnoliopsida, Brassicales, Cleomaceae. Bases 125 to 493 code for a protein of 122 amino acids. The transcript has 5 exons.
UCCUUCGGACAAAAUCAGAGCCUCAAACAUCCAGUUUCCUCUUUAUUUUUGUCCUUCCUCUCUGAAAUUUCCAAAAACAAUUUCAGAAAAUUUCAACAAAAAAGAAAAAAAAAAGUUGAGAAGAAUGAGUAAAUUCUGGACUUUUCUCUCAGGUGUUCAUUCCCUCGCCGGGCCUGUGUUGAUGUUGCUGUAUCCGUUAUAUGCGUCGGUGGUAGCAAUAGAGAGUCCAUCAAAAGUAGACGACGAACAAUGGCUUGCUUAUUGGAUUCUGUAUUCAUUUCUCACUCUCACUGAGCUUAUCCUCCAAUCCCUUUUAGAAUGGAUACCGAUAUGGUACACGGCGAAACUAGUGUUCGUGACAUGGUUAGUCUUGCCACAAACAAGAGGAGCGGCUUUCAUAUACGAACGGUUCGUGAGGGAGCAAUUCAGGAGACACGGCAUUCUCCGAACCAAGCACGGCAACAAGACCAAGGAUGGACAUGGAGCUCACUGAGUCAAAAAGCGGGUUGGACACAAUACACUUGACUAUUGGUGGUGCUUUUCUUUCUUUCUUUCUGUUUUUAAAUAUGUUUUUUUUUUUGCUUUUGCUUUUUUUUUUAAAUCUUUCUCCUUUAUUUAAUAUUUAGGAAAAUGGGGUUGGUAUCACUAUGAAAUAUAUUUUUAGGGUUAACUUCUUGUUGAAGGAUGUUGGAACACUUUAUUAUGUGAUGUUUUAAAUAUUAUUGUAUUAUUAAAAUAUGUUGUUGAUGA